GGGCCCGCGCCGACAUGGGCUGCUUCUGCGCCGCGCCGGAGGAGUUCUACUGCGAAGUUCUGCUCCUGGACGAGUCCAAGCUGACGCUCACCACGCAGCAGCAGGGCAUCAAGAAGUCAACCAAAGGCUCCAUUGUCCUGGACCACGUAUUUCGGCACAUAAACCUUGUGGAGAUCGACUUUUUUGGAUUGCGGUACUGUGACCGAAGUCAUCAGACGUACUGGCUGGAUCCUGCAAAAUCCCUUGCUGAACACAAAGAACUGAUCAACACUGGACCUCCAUAUACUUUGUACUUUGGUAUUAAAUUUUAUGCUGAAGAUCCGUGUAAGCUUAAAGAAGAAAUAACCAGAUACCAGUUUUUCUUACAGGUGAAGCAGGAUGUUCUCCAGGGCCGGCUGCCAUGCCCUGCCAACACGGCUGCUCAGUUGGGUGCAUACGCCAUGCAAUCUGAGCUUGGAGAUUACGACCCGUAUAAGCACACUGCAGGAUAUGUGUCUGAGUAUCGGUUUGUUCCUGAUCAGAAGGAAGAACUUGAAGAAGCCAUUGAGAGGAUUCAUAAAACUCUGAUGGGUCAGACUCCCUCUGAGGCAGAGCUGAAUUACUUGAGGGCUGCCAGAUCCCUGGAGAUGUAUGGUGUUGACCUCCAUCCUGUCUAUGGAGAAAACAAAUCUGAGUAUUUCUUAGGAUUAACUCCAGUUGGAGUUGUUGUAUACAAGAAUAAAAAGCAAGUGGGGAAGUAUUUCUGGCCUCGGAUUACAAAGAUUCACUUCAAGGAAACACAGUAUGAGCUCAGAGUACUGGGAAAAGAUUGCAAUGAAACCUCAUUUUUUUUUGAAGCUCGAACUAAAAGUGCUUGCAAACAUCUCUGGAAGUGCAGUGUGGAGCAUCACACAUUCUUUAGAAUGCCAGAAAAUGAAUCAAAUUCAUUGUCAAGAAAACUCAGCAAGUUUGGAUCCAUAAGUUAUAAACACCGGUAUAGUGGCAGGACUGCAUUGCAAAUGAGUCGAGAUCUUUCUGUUCAACUUCCCCGGCCAGACCAAACUGUGACAAGAAGUCGAAGCAAGACAUACCCUAAGAGAACAACCCAAACCCAGCCAGCUGGUAACAUCAGUCGGGUAUCUGCAAACAUGGAAAAUGGAGAAAAUGAAGGAGCAACUAAAAUUAUCGCACCUUCACCAAUAAAAUGCUGUAAGAAAGCAAAGAAUGAAAAUAGCCCUGAUAGCCAAAGAAGCAAGUCACAUGCACCAUGGGAAGAAAAUGGUCCUCAGAGUGGACUCUACAACAUCCACAGUGACCGCACCAGGUCCCCGAAGUUCCCUGCCACACGGCCCCGGAACCCGUCCUGUGGGAGUGAGGACUCCGCACGUCCGACCAGGAGAAGGAAAGCCCACAACAGUGGUGAAGACUUUGAUCUAAAGCAAAGGAGGAGGUCGCGCUCACGCUGUAAUACAAGCAGUGGUAGUGAAUCAGAAAAUUCUAACCGAGAACACCGGAAGAAGAGAAAUAGGCUGCGGCAGGAGAAUGACCUGGUGGAUUCGGCGCCCCAGUGGGAAGCUGUAUUAAGGAGACAAAAGGAAAAAAUCCAAGCGGACCCCAACAACCGCAGGUCCAGGCACAGAUCUCGCUCGAGAAGCCCUGAUGUUCAAGCGAAAGAAGAGUUAUGGAAGCAUAUUCAAAAGGAACUUGUGGAUCCUUCUGGACUGUCAGAAGAACAAUUAAAAGAAAUUCCAUACACUAAAGUUGAGACACAAGGGGACCCUGUCCGCAUCAGGCACUCACACUCCCCGCGGAGCCACCGCCAGCACCGCAGAUCCCAGUGCUCCGACGGAGAACGCUCAGUCCUCUCUGAGGUCAAUUCCAAAAUGGAUCUUGUCCCUCCACUUCCUGUGACCCGGUCCUCUGAUGCACAGGGCUCUGGGGACUCCACCGUCCAUCAGAAAAGAAACGGAUCUAAAGACAGCCUGAUUGAAGAAAAAUCUCAGACGUCUACAAGCAAUUUGUCUGGAAAACACACAGUAAAAACAGUAAAAACAAUCCAAGCUUCACGACUCAAGACUUGACAUCAGUAAAGGAUUUGGGAGUGGGAAGGGUAUGCCACCUUGAUUUGAAGCUGUGAAUUUAAUUAUUCAAGUUAUCUUGGACCUGUGCAAGUUAUUUUUGCAG
Molecule: messenger RNA, 2163 nt
Organism: Sorex fumeus (smoky shrew)
Lineage: Eukaryota; Metazoa; Chordata; Mammalia; Eulipotyphla; Soricidae
Gene: EPB41L4A
Product: erythrocyte membrane protein band 4.1 like 4A
Exons: 23
Coding region: 15-2060 (681 amino acids)
Cellular component (GO): cytoskeleton
Molecular function (GO): cytoskeletal protein binding
Source: RefSeq, a predicted model, not a curated record